Messenger RNA from Ictidomys tridecemlineatus (thirteen-lined ground squirrel), 6250 nucleotides. The record is from RefSeq and is a predicted model, not a curated record. NCBI's taxonomy places the organism in Eukaryota, Metazoa, Chordata, Mammalia, Rodentia, Sciuridae.
GUUUGUUUUGACUUUCCAGUUUGAACCAUGGAGACUGGCUCGGUAGUUCGAGCCAUCUUUGACUUCUGCCCUAGCGUAUCAGAAGAGCUGCCCCUCUUUGUGGGAGAUGUCAUCGAGGUGCUGGCAGUGGUGGAUGAAUUUUGGCUUCUAGGAAAGAAGGAGGAUGUUACAGGACAAUUCCCCAGCAGUUUUGUGGAAAUUGUGACCAUCCCCAGUCUAAAAGAGGGAGAGAGGCUGUUUGUCUGCAUCUGUGAAUUUACAUCCCAAGAAUUCAAUAGCCUUCCCCUCCAUCGAGGUGACCUGGUGAUUCUUGAUGGCACUUCCACUGGAGGCUGGCUGCAGGGCAGAAGCUGCUGGGGUGCCCGGGGCUUCUUCCCAUCUUCGUGUGUCCGGGAGCUCUGCCUCUCAUCUCAAAGCCGGCAGUGGCACUCACAGAGUACACAGCUUCAGAUUCCUGAAUAUUCCAUGGGUCAAGCACGUGCCCUGAUGGGGCUUUCUGCCCAGCUGGAUGAGGAGCUAGACUUCAGGGAAGGGGAUGUGAUUACCAUUAUUGGAGUUCCUGAGCCAGGCUGGUUUGAGGGGGAGUUAGAGGGUCGAAGAGGCAUUUUUCCAGAAGGUUUUGUAGAACUUUUGGGGCCUUUGAGGACUGUGGAUGAGUUGAUAAGUGCUGGAAAUGGAGAAGACUGCAUUGCUAAUGGUGAGGUAGAUAUUCCUCUUGGAGAAGAAGAAAGAGGGCCAGAUGAGGAGGACGAGCAAUCAGGGGCCUAUGGAAUUGCCCUCUACAGAUUCCAAGCCCUGGAGCCGAAUGAGUUAGAUUUCGAAGUAGGGGAUAAAAUUAGAAUCCUGGCAACCUUGGAAGAUGGCUGGCUAGAAGGAUGGCUCAAGGGAAGAACAGGCAUCUUUCCUCACAGAUUUGUAAAGUUAUGUCCUAACACCAGAGUAGAAGAAACCAUGGCCCCACCCCAGGAAGGCAGCCUCACCAAGACCCCAGAAAGCUCUUUGGAUGAUUUGGAGAACACGGUAGUAAUGGAGGAACCAAGAUAUGAAUCUCUUGAGUACACAGCAGAGAUGCCCAACUAUGUGCUUUCUGAAACUUCUACUUCUCCCCUAGAUCACCUGACUCCUGAAUGUGAUGUAAAUAAAAACUCUGAUCCAGGUGAAGUCUUCUCAGAAGGGUCCCCCAGAAGCCCAGGUGCGGAGCACAUAGAGCCUGUUGCGAAAGACCCUUCUGUGACUGAACCUUUUGAGGUGGUCAAUGGUAUUUACUCCCAACCUCAGGUAUCUUUUCAUUGCCAAUUGCAGAAAAACCAGUAUUAUUCUACUGUAGGAGGGAGCUACCAAAGUGCAGAACAGUUCUCUGGCCACUUUCCUCUAGAAGCCAGGACUAGAGACUAUUCCAGCCUACCUCCCAAAGGAACGUAUGCCCAGCAGAGAUUUCUUCAGAAGCCAGAGCCUCCCCUUCACAGGGGCUCUUCCCUUGCAUCCUCAAGGGUAGCCAAACCCAGCCAAUUGAGCCUUCAGCUCCAGGGUAUGACAAGAUGUGUUAAAAAGCACCUAGCCUCCAAAGAAAAUGCCUCCAGCUUCUGCUCCUCAUCAGAGAGAUCAGAGAGGAAGCCUAGUCCAAAAGGCCAGGGAUCCACUGUGGAAGUAACAGCACUUCCACAGGGAGAUGGAAGCAUUGACCUGGACUCUAAGUUGACACAACAGCUGAUAGAGUUUGAGAAGAGCCUGUCAGGGCCUAGUACAGAGAUAGACAAAAUUUCACGCCACUUUUCAAUCACAGACUUUAACUCUGAGAAGGAUAUUGUCCGAGGUUCCUCAAAGUUAAUUCCCCCACAGAUGCUACCUGAGAGAAGAAAAGCCCUAAGGCCACCACCACCUCGACCCUGCACUCCAUCAUCCACUUCUUCCCACUUGCUGGUUGACCAUAGCCCAAAACCUGCACCCCCCUUGGCUGUGAGGCCCUCUCGCCCAGCUCCCUUGCCUCCCUAUGCACAGCAGAGGAUGAAUGCAGCCUCUCCCAAGCCCCUUUCCUGUCACCAUCCUAGCUGGGACACUCUAGAGAAGGAAGACCCUGAGCAUAUGGAAAAGAGUCUAGACCAGACAUCCCUGUGCCCCUUGGUACUAGUGAGGAUCCAGGAAAUGGAACAGGACUUGGACAUGUACACCAGGGCUCAGGAGGAGCUGAACUUGAUGCUGGACGAGAAGCAGGAUGAAUCCUUAAGGGCGGAGACCCUUGAGAAUCUAGAGUUCUAUGAGAAUAACAUUGAAAGUUUGAAUCUGGAAAUCCAGCAACUGAAAGGUAUAGAUGGACACAACACAAUGCCUUUAUUUUUAUGUGGUGCUGAGGAUGGAACCCGGGUCCUGCCCAUGCUAGAAAUGACACUCCUCUCCUCUCAGUCUUCUUCUCUGGUGGCUCCUUCUGGAUCUGUGUCCACUGAAAACCCAGAGCAGAGGAUGUUGGAGAAGAGAGCCAAGGUGGUGGAAGAACUUCUUCAGACAGAAAGAGACUAUAUUCGGGACCUGGAAAUGUGCAUUGAGCGGAUUAUGAUUCCCCUGCAGCAGGCACAGGUACCAAACAUCGAUUUUGAAGGGCUUUUUGGAAAUAUGCCAAUGGUGAUUAAGGUCUCAAAACAAUUAUUGGCUGCCCUGGAAAUCAGCAAUGCUGUAGGACCUGUGUUUCUUGACCACCGGGAUGAACUUGAGGGAACAUACAAGGUCUACUGCCAGAAUCAUGAUGAGGCCAUUUCAUUGCUGGAAAUCUAUGAGAAGGAUGAGAAGAUCCAGAAGCAUCUUCAGAACUCCUUGGCAGAUCUCAAGACCCUGUACAGUGAAUGGGGAUGCACCAAUUAUAUUAACCUGGGCUCCUUCCUCAUCAAACCAGUACAGAGAGUGAUGCGCUACCCGCUGCUGCUAAUAGAGCUGCUGAAUUCCACUCCAGAAUCCCACCCAGAUAAAGUGCCUUUAACCAGUGCAGUCCUUGCUGUCAAAGAAAUCAACGUUAACAUUAAUGAAUAUAAACGUCGAAAGGACCUGGUGCUCAAGUAUCGGAAGGGUGAUGAAGAUAGCCUCAUGGAGAAAAUUUCCAAGCUGAACAUCCACUCCAUUAUCAAGAAAUCCAACCGAGUCAGCAGUCACCUGAAGCACCUCACUGGCUUUGCUCCCCAGAUAAAAGAUGAAGUAUUUGAAGAAACAGAAAAGAAUUUCCGAAUGCAAGAAAGAUUGAUUAAAUCUUUUAUUCGAGACCUCUCCCUCUACCUCCAGCAUAUCCGGGAAUCAGCUUGUGUGAAAGUGGUGGCUGCCGUGAGCAUGUGGGACCUGUGCAUGGAGAGGGGACACCGCGACCUGGAGCAGUUUGAGAAGGUGCAUCGCUACAUCAGUGAUCAGCUCUUUACGAAUUUUAAGGAGAGGACAGAGCGGCUUGUCAUCUCUCCCUUGAAUCAGUUACUGAGCAUGUUUACAGGGCCCCACAAGUUGGUACAGAAGCGCUUUGACAAGCUUCUGGACUUCUACAACUGCACAGAACGGGCAGAGAAGUUAAAGGACAAGAAGACCCUGGAGGAGCUCCAGUCUGCCCGGAACAACUACGAGGCCCUGAAUGCACAGCUGCUGGAUGAGCUGCCCAAGUUCCAGCAGUAUGCCCAGGGCCUCUUCACCAACUGCAUCCACGGCUACGCCGAAGCCCACUGCGACUUUGUGCAGCAGGCGCUGGAACAGUUGCAGCCACUCCUUUCAUUACUCAAAGUUGCCGGCAGAGAGGGGAACCUGAUCGCCAUCUUCCAUGAGGAGCACAGCAGGGUUAUGCAGCAACUCCAGGUCUUCACCUUCUUCCCAGAGUCUCUCCCAGUUACCAAAAAGCCUUUUGAGAGGAAAACAACAGACCGCCAGUCAGCUCGAAAGCCCCUCCUGGGCCUGCCAAGUUACAUGCUACAAUCAGAAGAACUCAAAGCCUCCCUGCUGGCAAGGUAUCCCCCUGAGAAGCUCUUCCAGGCAGAACGGAACUUCAAUGCUGCUCAGGACUUGGAUGUCUCACUUUUGGAAGGUGACCUGGUGGGUGUGAUCAAAAAGAAAGACCCCAUGGGCAGUCAGAACCGCUGGCUGAUUGACAAUGGAGUCACCAAAGGCUUUGUGUACAGCUCCUUCUUGAGGCCGUAUAAUGCUCGACGCUCAGAUGCCUCUGUGGGCAGCCACUCCUCCACUGAGUCAGAGCAUAGUGGCUCCUCCCCCAGAUUCCCACGACAGAACAGCAACAGCACCUUAACCUUCAACCCCAGCAGCAUGGCCGUGUCCUUUACAUCUGGGCCUUGCCCAAAGCAGCCUCAAGAUGCAUCUUUAUUGAAGGAGUAUGACCAAGGAAUUCUCAGUGCAUCCUUGAACCUGAGGAGUCCAGAGAGUGGCCUUUCCAGGUGCCCUUCAGAUCCAGACCCCGACCCCACCUGCCAGCCCAGGCCAGGGGACUCUGUCGAUGCGGCCAGAGAUAUAAACCAACCUGCUGCCGCCCUGAGGAGCUGCUGCCGAAGCUCAAGGCAUCCAGAGGUGGUUGGUUCCUCUGUACCCGGACGAAAUGGGCAAGGUAGAGACCUUGUAAAAGGAUGUACACGAGCAGCCCAGGCUCUGGAAGAUAGAAAUGAAGAGCCGGAGAGCAGUGAGGCAAAGGGCAACCAGGUCUAUUUUGCUGUUUACACCUUCAAGGCACGAAACCCAAAUGAAUUGAGUGUGUCAGCCAAUCAGAGACUCAGAAUCCUGGAGUUCAAAGAUGUCACAGGCAAUACAGAGUGGUGGUUAGCUGAAAUUAACGGGAAGAAAGGCUAUGUCCCAUCCAACUAUAUCCGCAAAGCCGAGUACACCUGAGCCUGGUGUGCCUGCCGCUCAACCCUGCUGCCUUGGCUUUCAGUCUGCUGAAAGGUUCUGGUGGGCCGCCAAAAGGCACCUGCGCCCAAGACCCAGGCCCUGCCACAUUGCUUAACCGUGUCAUGGUAGGGCACAAGACAAGUCUUGUUCUCCUUGAUUGGGUUGUAAACCUUGAUGCUCACUAGAAUUUCUAGAAUUUGAAAUGGACCCUGGGGCUUGCCAGUGAUUCAGUGACCAUGAGAAGAGAGGCAAGUGCAGGGGUCGGCCUUUGGAAGUGAGAAAUUUCCGGUCAGAAGACCAGUGUUCUGUAUAUGCAGGAAGCUGUGCUGGCAUCGGUUGUAACCCACUGAGUCUGGGGUGGCCCCGUGCUCCACGAUCACCUGACCUGAAGCUGUGACUUGGAUGAAGUAAAGCCAGGCUCGGGGAGCCCCUUUAGGUUGGGAUUCUGCUGGUGGCAAGGAGCUUGUCAGGAUUGCACAGAGCCUGGUGUUCUUCUGAGAGACCUCCAGUGUCUAGCACACAUUUUCUCUGUCUCUCUUCAUACACAAAUACCCCCGAUUUACUAAGCCGCUAAAACUAUUUCACUGUGUUCCGAGAUUGGUUAUACAAAAUUGGUUAUACAAAACUCAACCGCUUUCUUCUACCAAGAAGUGUUUAAGGUCUUCAUUUUCCUUUCAUCUGAAAGUUCCUCCCUUGCUAGAUGCAUCUGUGUGCCGUCUUGUGGCCACCUCUCCCUGUACUGAGUAACCGAUAGAAUUCUCUAGAAUAACGGGGUCAGAGCUCCAGUCAUCCAUUAAAAGUAUUGGUUCUAUAUUAAUCUCAAACCAGUCAGCCUGGUGGAAGAUUAGGUGCCUUUUUCCUUCAAAAUACACUACCACCAUUUGGUUAUAUCUGCAGGUACAGAAGACAGCCCAUGGGACUUAGGAGUCAGGAUACACGGUCCCAGAAGUAGCUCAUCCUAGAUUAGUUUCACCACUAACCUCCAUGCUUCAGAGACAAUACUGAAAGCCAAACAGAUUCCAAAGUGCCUCUCAAGACCCCCCGCCCAUCCAGUCACAGGAAGAUUCUUGCUAAUCUCUUACCCUAAGAAUCUGUCCCUAAAAAUCCUGUUUUAGCAGAGCUCCUGUACUUGAGAUCUUCCCUAGAUAUGAAGCCUAGCUUGGAAUUUGAAACUGAAAUUUGUUUAAGAAAAGGAAUUAAAAACAGCCUUACAGCCACUACUCCUCCAACCCCACAUUUGGCCUUAAAAUCCUGGUGAAUCAGGAGACCCCCAUAGACUCCUUGGCCACAGCAUCUGCUGGUGUCGGGCAGUAAUGCAAGGUCUCCUGUGAAAAGUGUUUAUAUUUGGAGAUGUCUAUAUUUAAGUAGUUAUUUUCUAAAUAAAAGCUUUUCUAAUGGC